AUGGAUCCCUUACCAGGCGGUUCCGCCACACCUGCCGACGAUCUUAACUCAGCCACUCCCGCCGCCGCUGUGUCGCGAUGGGCCUUCACAUUUUCGCAGCAGUACCAGCACCUCCUGGACAAGUCAACUCCGUACGUGCUCUACCGGUGGAUUGCAUUCCUCUUCAUCGCAUUCGUGUACGUGUUGCGGGUGUACUUGAUCCAAGGAUUUUACGUGGUGACCUAUGCCCUCGGCAUCUACAUUCUCAACCUCCUCAUCGGGUUUCUUUCACCGCAGGUCGACCCGGAGUUCUCAGACGGCCUGACCCUCCCCACUCGAGGCUCCGACGAGUUUCGACCUUUCGUUCGCCGCCUUCCAGAGUUCAAAUUUUGGUACUCAAUCACCAAAGCCUUCAGUAUUGCUUUUGUGUUGACAUUCUUCAGCAUUUUUGAUGUGCCUGUUUUUUGGCCAAUUCUCGUUUUCUACUGGAUCGUUCUUUGCAUGCUUACACUGAGGAGACAGAUUCUACACAUGAUAAAAUACAAAUAUGUUCCAUUUUCUGUUGGAAAGCAGAGGUACGACAGAAAGAGUGCACCAACAGCUGAUAAUGAAAGGCUUCCCUCUUAG
Fraxinus pennsylvanica is the source of this 606-nucleotide messenger RNA. NCBI's taxonomy places the organism in Eukaryota, Viridiplantae, Streptophyta, Magnoliopsida, Lamiales, Oleaceae. The record is from the annotation of a GenBank genome assembly.